UUCAACCUUUUUCAAAGUUCGUAUCAUGAGUGUCAUGGAACCAAAGAAGACAGAGAUCGUCUUGAAAAAUCAUUUAAAAAGACAUGCAUUAUUGUCCGAUGAAUCACAGGCCUGGACCGUCGGUUAUUCAUCUUUCGAAGGCCGUGGACUAUUUGCAACUCGUGAUAUCGAGGCAGGAGAAUUAAUAUUUGUAGACAAUGCUCUCUUAAUAUCACCACGAAAUUCCGAAAAGUAUUUGCCAUUAUGCGUAUCUUGUUACAAAAACGAAUGUCCUCUUUUCCCUUGCGAUCGCGGAUGCGGUCUUCCUAUAUGUUCUCAAAUAUGCGAGGAUUCAAAGAAACACAUGGAACAUGAGUGUGAAUAUUUGAGAAAAUUAGGGCCAACUUGCGGUUCGACUUGGUCUAUGGAUUUAUUACGUGCACUUUUGGCAGUAAGAGCGAUUUCGCUUGAUGAUGAGCAACGCGAUGUCUUGGCUAUAUUCCAAUGUCAUCAAAACUUGAAUAAUGAUUGUGAGGCCACAUUACUUCGGAGUAACGUAAAAAAUGCUCCAGAAGUCAAAGAAAUUGAUUUCAUGAUGAUGGUCAGUGGAAUUUUUAAUACAAAUUCAUUCGAAACGAUUGUCGUACAAGAUAAAGAUCAUUGUACGAGUUUGCGCGGCCUUUAUCCUAUGGGAGCGUUGCUAAAUCAUGCCUGCGUACCUAAUACAAGGCAUCAUUAUGAUUCGCAGCAACAGCUUUAUGUCAUAGCUGUCCGUUCCAUUUCCGCGGGGGAAGAAAUUACAAUGACUUAUAUCGAUCUCUUUUGGGAUACCACAUUAAGAAGACAGGUUUUAAGCGUUACUAAGAAUUUCUCUUGCAGAUGUAAUAGAUGCAAGGAUCCUACGGAAUGUGGAUCAUUUUUAAGUGCACUAUACUGUGCAGCUGAUUAUUGUUCUGGUAUUUUAUUACCUUGUGAUCCUCUUAACAACGAAUCCGUUUGGAUGUGUAACAGAUGCGAAACUAUUAUUAAAUCAAGACAAAUUCAUUCGAUACGUUCUGGUUUAUCGGCUAUAUUACAAGAAAAUAUAUCCAAACCUCCCCGGGAAAUGUUAAAAUUUUUACAGAAAGAACUUUCGAUCUUAGUUCCACCAUCCAAUUAUCUAAUGGCAGAUAUUAAGUAUAGUAUCAUUUCUUAUUUUGGUAAAACUGAACAUCUAUUAUGGGAAGAUUUAACAGAUGCCGAACUGGCAAUUAAAUCUUCCUUCUGCACAGACUUGUUAUCAAUUUUAAAUAUCUUGGGCUGUGGACAAUGUAGAAAAAGAGGCUUACUUCUCUAUGAAUUGUACUGUACCGCCAAGGAACAAUUACGACGCUUUCAAGGAAGAAACGAUUUUAAAGAAGAAAGAUUGAUACUUUUUAAAAAGAUGAACAUCGAAGAUAACGAAUCGCUCUUAAACGAAGUUAUUAAUAUUUUUCAAAACGACGUUGUGGCAACAACUUUCUUAAACGGUAACUCCUGAUAUUUAUAUAUGAAAGUAUGCAUUACUUCGAACAAUUCGAAUAAUCCACGAUUCUUUUACUAGAGAGCAAUUCUACUUUUAGUAGCAGACUAUGUUCUAACUGAAACAUAAGAAAGACACAUUAUUCUUAUAUCUUAUUAUAUUGUUAUUAAAUUAAAUAGGAAAAUAUAUUACUUCAAUUUUUUUG
This is a messenger RNA of Vespa mandarinia (Asian giant hornet), 1685 nucleotides long. Its product is annotated as SET domain-containing protein SmydA-8. NCBI's taxonomy places the organism in Eukaryota, Metazoa, Arthropoda, Insecta, Hymenoptera, Vespidae. Gene Ontology annotation, molecular function: protein binding. The record is from RefSeq and is a predicted model, not a curated record.